GUCGCAGUGUGGACAGUGUGUUGUUGCGUCAGGUUUAAAUUUAGGAAGUGGGUGUAACUUUGCUCACCGUAUGAAUCCAAGAGAAUAACGCCCUAAGCUUAAUCAUGUCACAGAAUACGUCUAGUGCUGAACUCAUUACAUCUCCCUUGGAUAAUGUCUUUAGUUUUUUAGGUGGAUUACCCCAGGGCCACGAGAAAGCUCUAAAGCAAGCUCUGUACAAUGCCCUUGCCCUAUUUUUUCUGUUUGUUUGUUGCAUUGCGGGAGUGGCAUUGUUUUACGUGUUGGAACCUUUUAUCAAACCUUUAAUAUGGGCUCUUUUAUGUGGUUCCGUGCUGCAUCCUUUCAAGUAUUCCUUGUCUACCGCAAUGCAGGGAUGGAUUGAUUCAUUAUCAGCUUCGUCAACGCCGUUGAUAAUUGGCAUUGUUUUAGCACCUAUCAAGAUAGUUGAUAACUUAUCUGAAAUAAUUGGCGAUAUUACUGUUAAAUACAUAAAUUACAUUGUAGGUUUUUUUGCUAGCGUUUCAAUUUUGCUUUUUGUGUACUACUACACUCCAAGUUUUAUUGUAUGUCUGAUUCUUCGUCUUGGAUUCUUUGCUAGUCGAGCAGUUUCUUUUAUUAUAGGAUUAGUUAAUCAGUAUGUGGUUUUUGCAGCCAUUGCGGGAUACAUCGUAAUGGUGAAAAUGUCUUGGAAACGGGAGAUAGCACGACAGUUCUGUAUGAUGUCUUAUGGUGUUUGGCUUCUGGUUACGUGCUAUGUCUCGGGAUUUGCUGGUCCAUACAGAGUUGCAGUAUUUUUUACCAUAGUAUUGUUAUUACUUAUGGGUCUGGCUUAUCAAGUAAUAAGUGUGCACAGUGCAGUGAAGUCAAGAGGUCGUGGAGUCUCCGUUGUGGAAGCCAUGAAAUUAGCAUUGGAGAAUGUAACUACAGAAAAGGUACUAGGGAAGGCAGAAAGAGAAGAGAGAGAAGAAACUGAUGAACCUCACCUCAAGGCUGUGGAAGAAACUGUGGAAGAACUUGAAGAAAAAACUGAAGACUCAAAGAAGGAAUCAACUGAAGUCAAGGCAGAAGAAAUGGAUAUGUAUUCACCAAACCGGGAGCAAGAACAUGUUCGAUUUUCAAAAGUGUCAGAUGUUAAUAAUAUGCGGAUGUUGCGAUACUUAAGAAGACUACAAUUCAGAGAAAGUCAUCCAUUGCAUAUGCAAGAGCAGAAGAAACCUUUCAUCACAAGUCAGACAUAUCUAUGUUUACUAGCCUGGGCUUGUUCUGCACUUAUUGUAUGGAGAUACAUUUCAUUCUUCUCAAUCAUCAUUCCACCCCUGUUCAUCAUCUACCUAGUUAAACGACUUGGUCACUAUUUUGGAGUGUGGGCUAUACUGAAAGACAAUAUAUACAUCCUAUACAGCUCAGUUGAAAACUGGUGCACCGAGCGGCUAAAUGCUCUGUUUCCUGCUCCUGUGAUUGGCCUAUACAAGAUAUUCCUCAGGUGUAAUGAAAAACUUGUGGAAGCGAUUAAAAACCUAAUCGACACUGCUGCAAGCAUUACUGUAAUCCUGGCAUUAAUCAUAUUUUUGUGCUGUACUUCAGUUUUUCUUGCACUUCAGGUAUAUGCAGAAGGUAUAAAUCUGGUCCAAAUAAUGGGUAGUGCUAUCAAUAAUACAUUAGUGAAGAAUUCGCAAUUGUCAGAACUCCUUCCUAAAGAUUGGGAACAACAGGUUGAUACUCUGGUGGACAAUGCGUAUGUGUAUGGACGUGAAGGCAUAUCAAAGCUGGUCAAAGGCUGGUUGAAGGAUGUGGAGCCCCAGAAAGGAGCCCAAUUGGAAAGCCAGUUUCUUGAACUGUGGGACAGGACAUACCAGGCAUGGAUGAGCUCUGGAACAGAAGCUUCAUUUGUUGGGCCAACUGUGUCAACUGGGGCAAUUACCAUGUCUUGGGAAAGUGUGAUGGACAGUGUUCAUAAGGUUCCAGAACUUUUCAAUCUUAGUGCACUUUUUACAUUUGCAAAAGAAAAUGUAGAAACUUUAAUUACACUUUUGGAAUCUAUAUGGACAAUACUGAAAGGCAACGUAUCACUUGCAUUCGACUCAUUUACUGCAUUGUUUGCAGUACUAUUUGGAGGUGGAACAGCUGUUAUAAACUUCUUUGUUAACUUGAUAGUUUUCUUCACAGCACUGUUCUACCUCCUGAGUUCUAGUGGACAGGAAUACAAACCAGUUGAUCUCAUACGGAGCUUCAGCCCAGAUAGUGGCAGUAGGUUUGCUGUUGCACUUGAAGAUGCUGUCGCAAGUGUGUUCAAGGCAUCAUUCAAAAUGGCACUUUUCCAUGGGUUAUGGACUUGGCUCAUCCAUAAUUUAUUUGAAGUCACAGUUGUGUAUAUACCAACUGUAAUAGCAACAAUAUUAGGAGCUGUGCCUUUUCUGGGAACCUAUUGGGCAUCUAUACCAGCAAUUUUUGAUCUCUGGUUCAAUCAAGGACGCCAAAUCAGUGCAGUACUGAUGUUAGUGUGUGAAAUGUUGGUUACUAGUGUGGUUGAUUCAGCAAUAUAUCAGGAAAUAACGGGGACGGGGCACCCAUAUUUAACAGGUCUCUCAGUGGCAGGUGGAAUUUUUUUGAUGGGAGUGGAGGGUGCUAUUGUGGGACCCAUCCUGUUAUGUGGCGUGUUCCUUGCAAUUAAUAUGUCAAGUACACUAAUGAAUGAAGCGUCAAGUUCUGAUACCCGCAUUUCUGAACAUCUGUGCCACAUUACUGACAUUAGUUCAAUCAGUCAUAUAAGAAGCAAAACUCAGUGAUGCAGUGUACUUGCCACAUGUUGAAGUAGAAUACAACAACCAAGAUGUACGGCCUAGGAGGACCCUCUGCUUCGUAGUGUCAGUGAACUGAUACCGCAUGAUUACAGUAACUGUAAAGACAUUCUGACAAAUUAUUUUUAAUUUGUGCAUAACGCUUUAUACAUCCAAGGAAAUGAAGAAUCGUUUAUGUGUUGUUUGCAGUACAUUUUUUGUGUUUUGAACAUCAUCAGCAAAGUAAUUUCUGCAAACUGUUGGCUGAACAGCUAGAGGUAACUGUUCCAAGUUAUGAAGCAUAAAUUAUUUUUGUAAAUGAUUGGAAUGAUUACUAUAUCAGUAGUACACCUGUAACACUAUAAUAGUACACAAAACUGUAAAUGUAUUCUUCUAUUGACAGGAAGAAUUAUAUUGUUUUUCUGUGCAAUGCAUAGUUUAAGGUAUUUAAUUUGCUACGUAAUUUGGAUUUAUGUCAGUGCUGCAAGACUGUUUAUAAAUUCAGAAGUUUUGGUUUAACUUUAUGUCCAUCCCAAAAAUGGGAUUUUCUUUUCAAUAUGGAAUUAAAUGUGCAUGUAUCAAAAGGAACAACUGGCAGUCAGAGCAAUUCAGAAAAGAAAAUGACCAAAUACUUCAGUGUCACACUGCUUUCCUUCCUCUUCACUGUUAUAAUUUUAAGAAGAGGGAAUUUAUUGCAUGGACAGUAAGAUGUAACAAGGAACUACAUUUGUGUCUACUUCAUGAGUCUUACAAUCAGUUAGCACCUCAAUAUUAAUAAACUUACCUGUUGAAUGUAAAUGCAGCCUCAGUCCUACUGAUCUCUACAGUCAUCUGUCAGAUUUCUCUACUGGAAAUUACUUAUAGUUUUAAAGUCUCUUCAUGGUACACAUCUUACAUACUGUUGUAGUUUCUCAUUUACUGUAAUAACAUAGCUAUAUGUGUUUCAGAAUAUCUUAAGAGAGAGGAGAGAAUUGCAGUCCCAUACCUGUUGAAGCCAUUUCCAUGGUAUGCAAGUAAUGAACAGUAGUCAGCAUGCUUUGUAACUGCUAGUUGUUCCAAAGAUGUCAUCCUUGUAUUAUAUUUUUAUUGGCAAGAAUUUACCGUGCAUUUUAGGAAAUUAUGAAUUUAAUGUUUGUGACAUUGUUGGCGAUAUGCAUAUCAUCUGCUGUUUAAAAAUAUCUAUGAAAACUGCCAGAAGUAUCUGGUAAAAGUUCAUUUAGCAUAUUGAACUUACCGGAGUUCUAAAUAUUUGUGCAGAGCUUAGUAUUCUGCGUCUUUCAGAUU
Schistocerca cancellata (South American locust) is the source of this 4061-nucleotide messenger RNA. Its product is annotated as transmembrane protein 245. The transcript has 15 exons. Bases 105 to 2786 code for a protein of 893 amino acids. Lineage: Eukaryota; Metazoa; Arthropoda; Insecta; Orthoptera; Acrididae. The record is from RefSeq and is a predicted model, not a curated record.